Molecule: messenger RNA, 2391 nt
Organism: Branchiostoma belcheri (Belcher's lancelet)
Lineage: Eukaryota; Metazoa; Chordata; Leptocardii; Amphioxiformes; Branchiostomatidae
Product: cartilage oligomeric matrix protein-like
Exons: 19
Coding region: 1-2391 (796 amino acids)
Biological process (GO): cell adhesion
Cellular component (GO): extracellular region
Molecular function (GO): calcium ion binding
Source: RefSeq, a predicted model, not a curated record
AUGUUACUAGAUUGUUAUAGCUAUCAGGACAACAACGACGAGUGUUCCAGUAACAACGGCGGCUGUGAACACAACUGUCACAAUACAGCUGGCAGUUACACCUGUGCCUGCCAGCCUGGAUAUCAACUUUCAGGAUCAAUCUACUGUACCGAUGUCGACGAGUGUUCCAGCUCACCUUGUCAGAAUAACGGAACAUGCCUUAACCUCAUCAACGAGUACCGCUGUGACUGCCCAUCUGGAUGGACAGGUGCCAACUGUCAGACAGAUGAAAAUAACUGCUUCCUUGGAGCAUGUGACAACGGUGGCACCUGUGUGGAUGGCCACAACACGAUAUCCUGUCAGUGUCCUGCAGGGUACAAAGGAGAAAGAUGUCAAUCACCCCCUUGCAGUGAAGACUUUGACUCCCCUCAAUACGGUGGCAAAGUGUGCACAACCUCUGACGUCACAACUGGCAGAAUGACCUGUACAGUGUUCUGUGAAGGGGACAGGGAGUUUGCAGGUCGUCCAGCGGAUGCCUACAACUGCAAUGCGCAAGGUGUUUGGAGCGCCGUAUUUGCAGAUUCGAAUUCUCCACAACCACUGACAUCCAGCGUUCGACCAUGGCCAGACUGUACAGGGAGAUAUCGUCCAGGGAGAGCUCAUGUAAAAGGAGAUCUCUUCUACUUCUAUGGCGGCGACUGUCAAAGUAGUAUGCAAGAGAUCAUUGCCAACUUCCAACAGCUCUUCAGCCAGCUACAAUCUAGUCAGUCUGCCGGAGACAUCUCUAUUGGGCUGGGGACCAUCGAACUGGACUGUGGAGGACAGAGUAGAAGCAUCAUUGGCAAGAAGAGAACCUUCGUCAACCCAAAGGUUAAGAGAUCCACAGAUGGGUUCACCAUUCACUUUGAAGUGUUGGCCACCACCUCACAAAGCAACGUAACCGAAAAUCAACAGUACGACCUUGUGUUUGCCUUGGACGACAUCUACUUCGAGAUCGAAGGUAAACUGUCGACCGACGACUUUAACCUGGUCAUCGCAGGACAGAAACUUGUGGCAGGAUCGUUCGAUAUGGGCUUUGCAGAAAUGGACGUCAAUUGCACUAGUGGACAGCUCACGUACAAGGACAACUAUCAGGCAUAUUGUACCUGCGUUGGCAGUUCUGGUCCUUGUUCGAGCUGCGUUUACGAGAAGAGACAACUAAUCUGUAAGUGUGAAGUCGGAUAUACCGGAUCCAAGGACGGACUGACGUGUGGAGUUGACAGUGAUCAAGAUGGUUUCCCGGACGUGUCCUUGCCGUGUAAUGACACAUCUUGUUAUCAGGAUAACUGCCCGGUGACUCCAAACAGUGGACAAGAGGACACUGAUGAUGACGGUUUAGGAGAUGCCUGUGACGACGAUGCAGACGACGAUGGUUUCCUGAAUACAUUGGACAACUGCCAACUGCAUGCCAACCCUGACCAGACAGACACAGACGGUGAUGGAGUAGGUGAUGCGUGUGACAACUGUCAGGUGGACAUCAACACUGACCAGGAAGAUACAGACAGUGACGGGUGGGGAGAUGUCUGUGAUCAGGACAGCGAUGAAGACGGAUUCAUAGACAUCCAAGACAACUGCCCGUUGCAUCCCAACAGUAACCAGACUGAUUCUGAUGGAGACAGUGUAGGAGAUGCCUGCGACAACUGCCCACAUAUUACGAACGCCGAUCAGGUCGAUGCAGAUCAGAACCAAAUCGGAGACGUCUGUGCAAAUGGUAUUGACAGUGAUGCCGACGGUUUUCCUGACAGUCUGGACAACUGCAGAAUGGAGCCGAACAGUGCUCAGCUGGACACGGAUAACGAUGGACAAGGAAACGAGUGCGAUUCUGACGAUGACAACGACCGAGUACCUGACGAUAUUGACAAUUGCCGCCUUGUUCCAAACAGGGAUCAGGCCGACUUUGACGGUGACGGUAUCGGUGAUGUCUGUGAACUUGACUUUGACAAUGAUGGAGUGACAGACGCUGAUGACGUGUGUCCUGAAAACAACCUGAUCAGCAGCACGGACUUCAGGAACUACCGAACCGUCAACCUCGCGGGACCCAACUCCAACAACCCGCCAAAAUGGGAGUUCCUCAAUCAGGUUGAUGACGACUUUGUGGGUUUCGUCUUCAGCUAUCAGAGCAACUCUCGGUUCUACCUGAUGUCCUGGAAACAGGCAGGGGACAGCAGUGAUGGACAGGCGGGGGUACAGCUGAAGUUGGUGAACUCGACUACCGGACCUGGUGACGACCUGUCCCUGGCUCUUUGGAAGGGUGCGGAGGUCCCGGGACAGACCAAGCUGCUGUGGGAGGAUCCUAGCAAAGUCGGCUGGAGCUACAACACCGCCUACCGCUGGGAGCUGAAGCACCGGGUGGACAUCGGACUCAUCAGGUAA